Molecule: messenger RNA, 5632 nt
Organism: Magallana angulata
Lineage: Eukaryota; Metazoa; Mollusca; Bivalvia; Ostreida; Ostreidae
Exons: 39
Coding region: 90-5456 (1788 amino acids)
Biological process (GO): cell surface receptor signaling pathway; G protein-coupled receptor signaling pathway
Cellular component (GO): membrane
Molecular function (GO): G protein-coupled receptor activity
Source: RefSeq, a predicted model, not a curated record
CAUCUUGGAUCAAGAAAUCACGACUCCCGGGGUUUUCGAUCCGUGUGUCGAACGAUACCACUGUACCAACAUCACUUACACCAUGUCACAUGUCUUUACAAUCCGACGACAUGCCGACCGUUAUAGUGAGAGAAUGCGAGGGAACAGCCAGAUAUGUCUGGAUUUAUCAGGAUCAUAUCUCUCCAGGAGACGAAUGCCCAAUCCUAGAAGUCUGUGAAGUCCAAGUUUUUGGAUGUGAAACCGGAUACUAUGGUGAUCACUGUCGUCACAAAUGUGACCACUGCAUGAAUAAAGCAAACUGUGGGAUUAAGGACGGCAGGUGUGAUGAAUCGGGAUGUGCCACGUCUGGAUACCAACCUCCACUAUGUACAGCUUGUUUUAACGAUACAUAUGGAAAUGACUGCGAAUACACAUGCGGCCACUGUUACAACCAUGCCGUUUGUGACAGAAAUAACAUAACGUGUUCAAAUGGGUGUGGAAAGGAUUAUAGCGGAAGUGAUUGUAAACAGCAUCAAUUUGUCAGAAGUUAUUCCCAAGUCAAAGCUAGCUCAAUUGACGGAGCCCGAUGGACAUCGUACGCUGUUGACGGCAACUUUAAUCAGAAUAUAAGCCACUGCUUUCAUAGUGACGUGAACGAUACUAUAAAAGAUGCAUGGCUUCGAGUAGACCUAGGGAGAAUAUUUAGUGUCAGCUCAGUCAAACUCUGGUACAGGAGUGAUGGAGAAUUUGGAUCAUCUUGGAUCAAGAAAUCACGACUCCCGGGGUUUUCGAUCCGUGUGUCGAACGAUACCACUGUACCAACAUCAAUCUCAUCUUGUUACACAUCUCUACCAUCUGAUAACAUGUCGACUGUUAUAGAGAGAGACUGUGAAAAAACAGCCAAAUAUGUUUGGAUUUAUCAGGAUCAUAUCUCUCCAGGAGACGUAUGCCCGAUCCUAGAAAUCUGCGAAGUUCAAGUUUUUGGAUGUGAAACUGGUUACUAUGGUGAUCACUGUCGUCACAAAUGUGAUCACUGUAUGAAUAAAGCAAACUGUGGGGUUAAGGACGGCAGGUGUGAUGAAUUGGGAUGUGCCACGUCUGGAUAUCAACCACCACUAUGUAGAGCUUGUUUAAAUGAUGCUUAUGGAAAUGAGUGCGAAUACAAAUGUGGUCACUGUUUCAACAAUGCCUCUUGUGACACAAGGGAUGGAACGUGUUUGAAUGGGUGUGAAAAGGGCUAUAGAGGAAGUGAUUGUAAACAACACCAAGCUGUCAAAAGCUUUUCCCAAGUCAAGGCUAGCUCAGUUGACGGAGCCCGAUGGGCGUCAUAUGCUGUGGACGGCGAUUUCAAUCAGAGUAUAAGCCACUGUUUCCAUAGUGGUGUCAACGAAACAAUAGAAAAGGCGUGGCUUCGAAUUGACCUAGGAAGAGUAUUUAGUGUCAGCUCAGUCAAACUCUGGUACAGAAGUGAUGGAGAUUUUGGGUCAUCUUUGAGCAAGAAAUCUCGGCUCCCGGGGUUUUCGAUUCGUGUGUCGAACGAUACCACUGUACCAACAUCAAUCUCAUCUUGUUACACAUCUUUACCAUCCGACGACAUGCGGACCAUUAUUGAGAGAGACUGCGAGAGAACAACCAGAUAUGUCUGGAUUUAUCAGGAUCAUAUUUCUCCAGGAGACAUAUGCCCGAUCCUAGAAAUCUGCGAAGUUCAAGUUUUUGGAUGUGAAAUUGGAUAUUAUGGUGAUCACUGUCGUCACAAAUGUGAUCACUGUAUGAAUAAAGCACACUGUGGGAUUAAGGACGGUAGGUGUGAUGGAUUGGGAUGCUCCACGUAUAAAUACGAACCGCCACUAUGUACAGCUUGUUCAAAUGAUAAAUAUGGAGGCGACUGCGAAUACUCAUGCGGUAACUGUUACAACAAUGCCUACUGUGACAAAGACGAAAGAACGUGUUCAAAUGGGUGUAGAAGAGAUCAAAGAGGAAGUGACUGUAAACAACAUCAAGUUAUCAGAAGCUUUACACAGAUUAAAGCUAGCUCAACUCACGGAGCCCGAUGGGCAUCAUACGCUGUGGACGGCGAUUUAAAUCAGAGUAUAAGCCACUGCUUUCAUAGUGGUGUGAACGAAACAAUAAAAGAGGCGUGGCUUCGAAUAGAUCUAGGAAGAGUAUUAAGUGUCAGUUCAGUCAAACUCUGGUACAGGAGUGAUAAAACAUUUGGAUCAUCUUGGAUCAAGAAAUCACGACUCCCGGGGUUUUCGAUUCGCGUGUCGAACGAUACCACUGUACCAACAUCAAUCUCAUCUUGUUACACAUCUUUACCAUCCGAUGACAUGCCGACUGUUAUAGAGAGAGACUGUAAGAAAACAGCUAGAUACGUCUGGAUUUAUCAGGAUCAUAUCUCUUUAGGAGACGAGCAUCCGAUUUUAGAAAUCUGCGAAGUUCAAGUUUUUGGAUGUGACACUGGUUACUAUGGUGAUCACUGUCGUCACAAAUGUGAUCACUGUAUGAAUAAAGCAAACUGUGGGAUUAAGGAUGGCAGGUGUGAUAAGUUGGGAUGUGCCACGUCUGGAUACCAACCCCCGCUAUGUACAGCUUGUUUAAAUGAUGCAUAUGGAGAUGACUGCGAAUACACAUGCGGUCACUGUUUCAACAAUGCCUCUUGUGACAGAAAUGAAGGGACGUGUUCAAAUGGAUGUGAAAAAAGUUAUAACGGAAGUGAUUGUAGACAACACCAUAUUGUCAGAAGCUUUUCCCAAGUCAAAGCUAGCUCAAUUGACGGAGCCCGAUGGGCGUCGUACGCUGUGGACGGCGAUUUCAGUCAGAGAAUAAGCCACUGCUUUCAUAGUGGUGUGAACGAAACAAUAACAGAGGCAUGGCUUCGAAUUGACCUAGGAAAAGUAUUUAGUGUUAGCUCAGUCAAACUCUGGUACAGGAAUGAUACAGGAUUUGGAUCAUCAUGGAUCAAGAAAUCACGACUCCCGGGGUUUUCGAUCCGUGUGUCGAACGAUACCACUGUACCAACAUCAAGACCCUCCUGUUACAUAUCUUUACCAUCCGACGACUUACCGACAGUUGUAGAGAGAGACUGCGAGAGAACAGCCAGAUAUGUCUGGAUUUAUCAGAAUCAUACCGCUGCAGGAGACGCAUGCCCGAUCCUAGAAAUCUGCGAAGUUCAAGUUUUUGGUUGUGAAACUGGAUACUAUGGUGAUCACUGUCGUCACAAAUGUGACCACUGUAUGAAUAAAGCAAACUGUGGGAUUAAGGACGGCAGUUGUGAUGAAUCGGGGUGUGCCACGUCUGGAUACCAACCCCCGUUAUGUAUAGCUUGUUUAAAAGAUAAAUAUGGAAAUGACUGCGAAUACACAUGCGGCCAUUGUUACAACAAUGCCUCUUGUGACAGAAAUGAUGGAACAUGUUCGAAUGGGUGUGAAAAAGGCUAUAGAGGAAGUGAUUGUAAACAGCGAGAUCUUGGUAAUUCCCUUAUGACGAUAAACUCCACAACUGAACGCUUAAAGAAUACUUCACAGCUGUUGAUCAGUUUAAUAGAAGGUGGAACACAAGAUACGAAAGAGAUCCAGGACACAGUGAAUGCAACUCUGUACAUGAUGGAGAACACAAUAUCACCAUCCAAAGAAAUCAGUACCGAGGAACUUAACUCAACAUUAGACAUCUUGGACAAGAUUGUAAACAUCACUGGACCAGCAAUAGAGAAUAAGGUUUUCUAUACUGUGAUUGACAAUAUUUUAUCAACGAACAACUCGAAAUCUUGGACAACCCUGAUAAAAGAGGAGGGGAAAGGCGCUAGCUUUGUAUUAAAGAGUAUGGAUAAACUUAAUGAGAUUUUGAUGGACACAACCAAUGCUACAACUACAAAGUUCAAUGGCUCGAAUCUUGAACUGUCGUUAGACCAUGCAAAUCUAGACAAAAAUGGUAUACGUUUUCCGGAAGCGUCGUCAAGCAAUACUUCAGAUAACGCCAACGAAAUGUCGACUUUCCUAGAAUUACCAAAGCAAAACAAAAACUCUUCAAAAGAGAUGCAAUAUGUGGCUAUAAUAUACAAAAUUCUACCAGAACUGCUGUCACAAGAUCAUCCAAGGACUGAAAAGCAAGAUAAUACGACAGGGGAAUCCAAAGCGAAAACAAUUGUCAAUUCUGCUGUACUGUCGCUAACUACAAAGAAUGAUGUCGGAAUAUUGGAUCCACCCCUAGCAUUGACGUUUAGGCAUAUCGUUAAUAAUGAACUUAAAGAAUCGCAUCAAGCGUGCGUUUCGUGGGAUUUUAAAGAAAGCAAAUGGACAGAGAGAGGGUGUAAAGUGAAACUGAGUGAUCCGCAAAAAACAGUUUGUCUGUGUAACCAUCUCACAAACUUUGCCAUUUUGAUGAGACCUUAUUCUACGUCAAAAGAAGAAAGCAAUGUCCUGAAAACGAUGUCUUUUGUUGGUGUGGUUCUCUCGAUAGCGUUUGCUUUCAUAACGUUUGUAAUCUACAUCAUGACUUGGAGAUAUAUCAAAAGUGAACAAAAUAUCAUGAUGCUGAAUAUGUGUGGAGCCUUGAUUAUGUCCCUUGUUAUGUUCAUCACACUUGUGGAGAAAACAAAUGACAGGAACGCUUGUAUUGCGAUAACGGCUAUAAUCCAUUACCUCUUCUUAGUAACCUUCUUCAGUAUGCUUGGCAUAGGUGUCUAUUACUUCAUGAGUAUAACAGUUACAUACUACGCUAUGUACGUGGCAAACAACUUCAAGUCGAAGCCUAGAAUUCAUUGGUUUUUGAUUGGAGCAUGGGGUUUGUCCGCCAUUAUUACAGCGAUUAACCUUGGAGUAUUCUGGGGGAAAGGAUAUCAUCUGAAAAACUACUGUUGGUUGUCCGUGGAGAGUGGAUCUCAUUACCUGUUCAUCGUUCCAGUCUGUUUGAUAAACCUGCUAAACAUCAUAAUAAUUGUUUCGUUGCUGCGGGUGUUAUAUGCUUCAAGAACAAUGGCAAAAUCUUCACUUCAGAAGAAAGCUUCAUCCGCUUUGAGAUCUCUCGGAACACUCGUACCAGUGCUUGGUGUGACCUGGAUAUUCGGUAUAUUCGCAGUGGACCAUAAAACGGACAUCUUCCAAUACAUAUUUGUUAUUGCAAAUUCACUACAGGGGCUUUUUAUUUUUGUUACGCACGUCUUGCUCAACAACAAGGUAAGACAAGGAUUGUGCAACGUGUUCCAAAAACUAAAAACUGUGGCAACAUCUAGUGGACAAAUCAACACGAAAACAUCUGCUAUCGGAAGUCAAUCAUUGUCUACAAUGAAUCCGCCUUUGUUGAAAAACAAGGAAAAUGUUAUGGAUGAAACAGUAUGCAGUGAAAAUGCAGAGAAAUCAGAUUUGAAGUUGGUAGUAGAAGAAAAGGUCGAGGAAACACCAGGUAUUUUGCCGGCCGCCGAGUGGGGAGAGGAAACAGGUCACAAACCGAGUUUUCUUUUUACAUAUACCGGUCCUAAAUAAAUAACAUUAUUUUUACAUUCAUUGUAAAACAAAAAUGUUUUGAGUGUUUAUAUCUACCUGGAAGUCAAUGAUGUAAAAAACCAUAUAUCUGCAGGUCAAAGAAUCAAAAUGCACAUAUAUUUUUAUUCUACAGCAUGGUGAUUUAAUUUAACGUAAACGUUCAAUGUAAUGCUCAU